Messenger RNA from Prorocentrum cordatum, 463 nucleotides. The record is from the annotation of a GenBank genome assembly. Lineage: Eukaryota; Dinophyceae; Prorocentrales; Prorocentraceae.
AGGUUCCCCGACUUCUUCUCCUCCUGCCUGAUGGAGUCGGGGUCGCCGCCCGUGGUGCUGAGCGAGGACGGGUCCGGCCAGGCCGCGGCGGAGUGGCGGCGGGUCUACCGGCUGCGCAGCGGCGAGCAGGUCGUCCCGGCCUGCCUGUGCGAGGUGGUGUUCGAGCAGCGGCCCGUGCAGCUCCAGCCACCGCUCUGCGACGUGUGCAACUCGCAGGUCGCGCGGCUGUACUGCAAGAAUGACAACGCCCACUUCUGCGCGCGGUGCGACGCGAAGCACCACACCGAGAACGCUUUCUUCGCCAGGCAUCAGCGCUUCGACAUGAAGCACUCGCCGUUCCUGUACGGGUUCUGCCCGUACCACCCCAGCGAGCGCCUCGAGACGGCCUGCCUGCAGUGCAGGAAGCUGCUGUGCAAGCUGUGCAACCAGAUCGGACCGCAUGCCACCCCCGAGCUGGGACGCC